UACCAGACCUCGCCGAGCUUGUCAGAAAGUGUUCGAGUUGGUAGAGUUGGUCUUGGUGUUUUUCUACAGUUUGCAGUCUGUCGAUUAUGGCUUCAGAGAGACGCGAGUUUGAGAACAAGUUCAGUGACUAUGAUGGCCGUACAAGGCUCUUAUCAGAGAAAGGAAAGAUCGAAGAACCGUUUUUAUCAAAUCUUACCGAGCAGGCGUUGAAGAUGUUGCGUAGAUACGAGGAAGGGCUUAAAAGCGAAAGGGACGAGUCGAACCAUUCUGUGUACACCGGAAGUGGAGGGGCAGCUCUAUUGUACCUCCACUUGGCAUCAACUUUCUUCAGAGAUGACAAAGAAAAGAGGGAAUAUUACCUCUCAUCAGCUUUACAAAUACUUGAACAAGCAGCCAAGAAUCUGACAGGACGUCGAGUGACCUUUUUGUGUGGAGAUGCAGGAAUUCAUGCCAUGUUAGCUGUACUCUAUGAAAAGCUUGGAAGGCACUCUGAAAGUACAAGGUGUAUCCAGGAGCUUUAUAAGAUGACUGAUAGGGUGUUGCAUGAUCAGUCUCUACCUGAUGAAGUCUUGUAUGGCAGAGCUGGCUAUCUUUACUCCCUUCUGCAUGUCCAGCAGGAGAUUGGCAUCAACAAAAUUGAUAGGGCUCUUAUUGACCAGAUUUGUUCUGCUGUGGUAUCAUCUGGUCUGAACCUGGCCAAGCACUUACGCCACCAAUCUCCUCUUAUGUAUGCCUGGCAUGGUAAACACUACCUUGGCGCUGCUCAUGGCAUUGUCGGGAUACUCUACAUGUUGUUACAAGCUGUGUCUUGCCCAUCUGUUCAAUCCAACUUGAGUACCAUUGAGGAAUGCAUAGACUUCUUUCUUUCUCUUCAAUUUCCUUCUGGAAACUUUCCUUCCUCUUUGGGUAACUCAAGUGACAAGCUAGUCCACUGGUGUCACGGAGCCCCUGGUGCCAUUCAUCUCCUACUCAAAGCUCAUAAGGUAUUUGGCAAGGAAAAGUACUUAAAUGCUGCACAACGGUGCGGUGAAGUGAUUUGGAGGCGUGGUCUGCUCAAGAAAGGCUAUGGGAUCUGUCAUGGAGUGGCAGGGAAUGGAUACGCCCUACUUGCACUAUACAAGGCGACAAAUGAAUCAAAGUACCUUUACCGUGCUAUCAAGUUUGCAGACUGGUGCAAAGAUUACGGCAAGCAUGGUUGCCGAACACCAGAUACGCCGUUUUCUCUAUUUGAAGGAAUGGCGGGUACAGUCCAUUUCCUGGCAGAUCUUAUUGAGCCGAGAUCCUCUCUAUUACCGGGAUUCGAGUUGAUUCUUUAAUGAGUCAUUACUGUGGCAGCCUGCUACCUUAAUAGAUAUCUCAGGGUUCUGGCAGUUUUUCCAAAGGGAAUAUUCAAACAACAUAAAAAAAUAGAAAUAAAACCACUUUAAAUUUAUUACAGAAUGAGGAAAUAUAAUGAAAUAAAUCUAUUUAUUGUAAAGAUA
Messenger RNA from Nematostella vectensis (starlet sea anemone), 1481 nucleotides. RefSeq names its product lanC-like protein 2. Gene Ontology annotation, cellular component: plasma membrane. Lineage: Eukaryota; Metazoa; Cnidaria; Anthozoa; Actiniaria; Edwardsiidae. The record is from RefSeq and is a predicted model, not a curated record. The coding region runs from base 87 to 1316 and encodes 409 amino acids. The transcript has 9 exons. Gene Ontology annotation, biological process: peptide modification; carbohydrate metabolic process.